ACGUGGUUAAGUUAGAGUAGUAGGUGAUUAGCUCCGGGUGUUUGUGGGGUGUUUACAAACUCAUAUACAUUACUGAACAUUACAUUAAAUAAAUCAAGCUGUGGUUAUUUACUUUGCUUAGUCGAACUUCGAAGAGCGCGAGAGACACCCGUGUUAAUUGUUAAUUAAUCAAUCGUUAGAGCAUACGCGAGUAGUGAACACGCCCGGUGAAAGUUAACAAAAUGGAGUUGAAUUUUAUAACGACCCUUAUAAAACACGAUGUGAACCACAAUGUUAAACAGUGCUUCAAAUCUAAAAAGCCUUUCGUUACAAGAAAAGAAGAGGUCAUGGCGAUCAGAAGUAAAUUUCCAAACAAAAUACCGCUCAUCGUAGAAAGAUACCACAAGGAGAAAAACCUGCCAACACUGGAUAAAACGAAAUUUCUAGUCCCUGAAGACAUUACAAUGUCACAAUUCCUAGUGAUUAUACGUAACAAAAUUAGGAUACAGCCAAAUCAAGCUCUCUAUCUAAUAAUCAACAACAGAUCGAUGCUAAGCAUGAGCCUAACAAUGGCACAAGCAUACGACCUCUACGGCGAUGAAGAUGGCUUUCUUUAUAUCACAUACGCCUCUCAAGAAGUUUUCGGUUACCAAGACGAUAUGACGGGGUCAAACAAAGAGGUGCAAGUGAUCAGAGAUAGAUUCCCCAACAAAAUUCCGCUGUACGUAGAAAGAUACGCCAGAGAAAGAGAAGUUCCUGUUUUGGGCAGAAACAAAUUCUUGGUGCCGCAGGAACUCACUAUGUCCCAAUUCCUCUACAUCAUUCGGACGAAGAUGAAACUCAGAGAUUCACAGGCAUUGUACCUUCUAGUGAACGACAAGGUGCUGGUGAGCCAUAGUAUGACGAUGGCUCAAGCGUACGAACAGUUCCGUGGCACUGAUGGCUUUCUCCACAUUACGUAUGCCGCACAACAAGUUUUCGGCUGAAAAUACUGGUAAGUACAUCUGCUUGUGCAUGAGAAACUGGCAUUUAAUGAAAUGAAACCAAUGUAAAGACUGAUAGUAUUAUAUAUUAUGUGAUACAUUCUAGUUUAGGAUUUUUUUAAUUAUAUAAUAGUUCUGUUUGGCUUCCCGUAGUAAAUGUAUUGUUUUAGGUCGGUUCCAAAUUAAUAUAUUGUGUACAGUUCAAUGACAUUAUUAUUACGAAAUUAAAUAUUAUUUUAUGGAAUAGAUUUAUGAGUAACUGUUAUUAUUAUAUUUUGUAAAAUACUUAUUAAUUUCUAAUUAGUGUUGAUUGUAAAACAAAGUUCUUAGGACAUUUUAUAAUGAUCUCAAAAAUCAUAAAAAUAUUGGUGUCUUAUCCCUUACUUUAUUUAAUUAAGGUGUUAAUGUAAUAGGCACUAUAAAAUUGGAACUAUAAUUAAAUGUUAAUGUUUAAGAUCGAUUAUUAAAAAUGGAAUUGUAAAUCGAAUUGAAUUAGAAAUGUUUGUAAGAAUAAAAAUCUCCUGUAAAUGUAUAACGCUUUAAUGAUUUAGCUUAGGAUUAGGCUUAAUUAGUACAGAUAAAAUUUUAAUAAAUGAUUUACCGCUUAA
Maniola jurtina (meadow brown) is the source of this 1570-nucleotide messenger RNA. RefSeq lists its product as uncharacterized. The transcript is spliced from 8 exons. The coding region runs from base 222 to 965 and encodes 247 amino acids. The record is from RefSeq and is a predicted model, not a curated record. NCBI's taxonomy places the organism in Eukaryota, Metazoa, Arthropoda, Insecta, Lepidoptera, Nymphalidae. Gene Ontology annotation, biological process: macroautophagy; cellular response to nitrogen starvation; autophagy of mitochondrion. Gene Ontology annotation, cellular component: autophagosome membrane; autophagosome; cytosol. Gene Ontology annotation, molecular function: ubiquitin protein ligase binding.